This is a messenger RNA of Cutaneotrichosporon cavernicola, 855 nucleotides long. RefSeq lists its product as uncharacterized. The transcript has 6 exons. Gene Ontology annotation, molecular function: RNA binding. The record is from RefSeq and is a predicted model, not a curated record. Bases 1 to 855 code for a protein of 284 amino acids. Gene Ontology annotation, cellular component: nucleoplasm. Lineage: Eukaryota; Fungi; Basidiomycota; Tremellomycetes; Trichosporonales; Trichosporonaceae.
AUGUCUUCGGGAUACACCAUCCACGUCUCGGGCCUCGCCCCAGAGACCUCGGAAACCAAGCUCCACGACUUCUUCUCGUUCUGCGGCAAGCUCCAGAGCGUCAAGAAGCAUGGCACCGAGGCCGACAUUACCUUUGAGAAGCAGAGCGCCAUGCGCACCGCGCUCAUGCUUAACGGCGGCACCCUCGACGGCGCCCACCUCGAGGUGACGUCGUCGUCACCCGCCGCCGACCCCGGCGUGCUCCCAUCCACUGCGUCGGGAUCGACGCCCGUCGGUGGCGAGUUCGAGCAGGAGGACAAGCCCAAGGCUGCCAUCGCCGCCGAGUACCUCGCUCACGGGUACGCCAUUGGCGACCACAUCAUCCAGAAGGCGAUCGAUGUCGACAAGAAGCAGGGCAUCUCGACGCGCUUCCUCUCCUUCCUCUCCGACGUUGACAAGAAGGCCGGCGAGCGCCUCGUCGGUGAGGGCCAGACUCUCUCGUCCCGCAUCCAAGACCAGGCACACUCCACCUACGUCAAGGCCCGCGAGGCCGACCAGCAGCGCGGCGUCAGCAGCACGUUCCUCUCAUAUUACACCAAAGCCCUCGCCACGCCCGUCGGCCAGCGUGUCUCGCAGUUCUACAACGAGGCAAGCAAGACCGUCCACGACGUGCACGAGGAGGCCAUGCGCCUCGCGCACCAGAAGAAGGCUGCCAGUGGGGCCGUAACGCCUGUUGAGCCCGCCGAGCCUGUUGCGAGCUCGGCCGACGCCAAGGCCGCCGAGGCUGGCGUCGCGCCCUCCACGGCGGCGCCCACCUCGGCUCCCGCCCCCGCCCCUCCCGCAGCCAACCCCGAGAAGGCCGCUCCUCUCUCGUAA